AUGCUGAUUCCGCCGCCCAACUUUGGUAUGGUAGAGGAGAGUUUGUACCGAUCAGGACAGCCUGAUCAGCUAAACUUUCCUUUCCUUGAGAAACUUGGUUUGAAAAGUGUGAUUUGGCUUGCGCCAGAGGAGCCGGAAGUAGGGUUUCAGCACUUUUGCAGCGAUCAAAACAUUGAAAUGCACCAUCUCGGUGUAUUGUACAGCACAAAUGCGUGGGACCCGAUCACGGAAGAGAUCGUACUGCAAGCGCUUCAUUUGCUUGUCCAGCCCGCCACGUACCCUUGCCUUGUCAUGUGCAAUCUUGGUCGUCAUCGAACAGGUACGGUUAUUGGGUGCCUUCGAAAGCUGCAGCAUUGGAACCUGAGCGCGAUCUUAGAAGAGUAUCGCCGGUAUGCAGGCCCCAAGGUGCGCAUGAUGAAUGAACAAUUUAUUGAGCUCUUCGACGAAGAGUUGGUCUUUGGCGACAACCCAGCGUAA
This is a messenger RNA of Malassezia pachydermatis, 477 nucleotides long. Its product is annotated as tyrosine phosphatase family protein. Gene Ontology annotation, molecular function: phosphatase activity. The transcript is spliced from 2 exons. The coding region runs from base 1 to 477 and encodes 158 amino acids. Lineage: Eukaryota; Fungi; Basidiomycota; Malasseziomycetes; Malasseziales; Malasseziaceae. The record is from RefSeq and is a predicted model, not a curated record. Gene Ontology annotation, biological process: protein dephosphorylation.